CGCAUCACUCGGUGGACUUGGACACUCAAUGUGAAUCACAAGUAGAAACGAUCAUUCUAACUAACUACCAGUCAAAGCCUCGUGGUAUACUAGAAUCGCAUUCUGCAGCUUUUAUGGAACUGCGUCCCCAGAACUUAUUAUUUCUUAACGAUCACCCCUCCAAUCAUCGCGACAUUUCGACUUUCACAUGCAGUGAGACGCGCCAGGGUUCAGUUCGCGACAAGAACGUGGUAUAGAGUAGCGCUAUCUACAAGCUAGAGUUAACUUUGGCAACCUACCCCAGGAAACGUCACCAACCCAUUCAGCCAUGGAUUACGGCGAGGAAGAUCUCUUCGGUCAGGACAGCAGCAAUGGCAAGCCAUCAAAUACGAGGAUCGAAGGGCGACUCGACGAGCUGCGGAGAGGCGGGUGUAAUCAGAAAAUCGCAUGGUCGAAACUAGGUUGCAUCGCGCUCAUCAACGCCGACGGCACGGGAGUCGAGACACGGCACUUAGCUUGCAAUCCUGCCGACGGACAGUGGCUACUAAGUCCUGCGUACCCGGUCGCCGGCCUUUCGCGGAACCACGACGGCCAGAGAUUACAACACGUCACAUGGAGCACCCACGGCGCGGACCUGGCCGUAAUCGAUGUUCUCGGACGCGUAUCCUUCUACACGGUGUAUGUGGUCAUCAACGCGUUAUCACUCGUCACCUUGAUUCCCGUGGACCAGGACGAUGAUCUCUGUGCGCUCGCCGGAUUCUGGUGGUUGCCCCCGGAGAGGCCGUACUCGUUGCACCAUGUUAUGCGUACAGAGGACGGGAAUAAGUAUUACGCCCCAACGUAUCGCCAGUUCGGACCGUUCCAUCCUAUGGCCAACAAGGCGGCCGCAAUUGGAAUCACAAGGAACGGCACGAUCAAGUUAUGGUACCACGACGGAAUCAACAAAUACCAGUCGGUCACCAGCGACCUGGAGUCGUCAACGUCUCUCGACGAUGUCUUCUCGCAUGCGGCGAUUGCGUCGACGCAGAGCAGAGAAGGCAUUGCCGUGUUGGCGGCAUACACGCAUUCCCGGCAGCUUCGGGUAUACCGGGUUGCCGUGAAUUGGGGGAUAACUCCGCAGCCGCAGCAGCAGGGUCAAAUGCCAAAGCCGGUGCAGUCUCUUCCGGGCCCACCUAUUCUGAAUGUGAAACGGAUCAAGAUCGUCGAUUCGGCUUUCCCGGCGGAUACCCAGUAUGAUUCUUCACGGGUGCUGCUCACACAUCUGGAGGUGCUGGGGCCGAUGCCGAUGAGUGGUGGGGUGCCGCCGCCCGCACCGACAGUGGUCUGUGUGUUCUCGGGGAAAACGGCAGAACGGCAGCCGUUCACGGUGGUGUCGAGAUGGGAUCUGAAGGAGAGCGCCAUGCAGUUGCAUCCGAGUUUCGAUCAGCUAGGCGUGCGGCGGGCCAGUGUCUCAUCGACACCGAUGACGGAGUUGGAUCUUUGGAGACUCGACGAUUUGGUGAUCGAAAAAUGUGUCAUCGGGGUAUCCACGGUCACGAUGGGAACUGUGGUUGCGUUCACGUGCAGUGAUGGGCUGUUUGAGUUCAGGGAUCGCCUUCAUCUACAACCGUUUCCUCUAUCACCGCCGAAUGGAAGAAUGUCGAAUAUGAUACAGGCGGGAUUCGCGUUCACAACGCCGGACCCGUGCAUCGAUCUAGUACUCUCGCCCAACAAUACCGUAGCGGUGAGACUAGGACAGGACCAUAAUGUUCACCUGAUGGUGAUGGAGUAUACUCGCGGGCCUAUGGGGUUGAAGGAGAACAUGGAGAUCAGCUGCGUGGCGCUGGCACUGCAACACGCAUACUCGUGCAGCAACUACCUUAACAACGAUGAUUUGUUGCUUGUGGCACGCAAAUACCGCAGUUCCGACUUCAACAUCACAUUCUUGACUGAAGUGCACUGCGCUCUCAAUCUCAAGAUGGAUUUCGCAGGUGUGGAAUCGUCGAGCGAGCGGCUGGUCAAGAAUCCGCAGCUGCAGCGGUGUCUCAGUCUGCAGUUCGCGCUCGAUUUCAAGGGCGAGCAGGUCAAGAAGGAGCUGUCCGGGAAACUCGCGUGGGCUACACUACAUCUCCGCGUGGCAGCACUGGCAUUCGCUUUGACGUUGAACGCGGCGCAGCGACAAGGCGCCAGGCCCCCCGGUGCCUCCAACCAGCCCGAUGAUUUCAAGCCCGAGGCCCUGCAGAGCCUACUUGGACUGGUCAAGUGGGUUACAGACAUGAUGGCGAUGAUUGUUGGCGAUCUCUUCGAGCUUGCGAAAGCAUGCGGUAGCAAAUUAAAUGACCUCGCAUUCGUCAGACAAAAGAUGGUCGAAAGCAACUCUCCCGCCCUGAUCCUCGUCCUCGCCAGUGCACCCCGAGCAUUUCUCAAAUACCUCUGCCGCUCCCUCAAAGGGUUAGAAGCCAGCACCGGCAAACUCCUCCAAGCCGGUCCCCUAGACGAAGACCAGCGCACAACGUUCCGCUCGUUCAAAGUCCCGCUCGAAUCGUGCGCGGUUAAGAUCGGCCAAUUCGAGCGGAUGCUAACGGACAUCGACGGGACAGUCCGGGCGACCUACCACAGCGUGUCGGAAACCGAGCGGGCCAUCGUCGAGCGGCACCUCUUCGUCAACAACACUUUGCCGACCAUCUUCGCCGCACCCACAGAGCGCCUCCUAUCCAUCACGCUCCCCACCCUACGAAAGGACAUCAACGUCUCGGCGCUGUUCUUCCAGGACGUCAGCUGGCUGGGCUUUCACGACGAUAUGGAGUCGCGCGGGUUCCUGAGGAAACAUAGGAUCGAUGCGGUCAGGAAGAUUGUCCUGCCGAAGAAUGUCAGGCUGCGAAGGUGCACCCGCUGCUGCUCCGUCGUCGAUGAGGCCGUCAUGGCGAAGACUCAGGGGUUCUGGCUGAGCUCGUUUAAUCGCAUGUGUCUGUGUGGUACGCUGUGGAUGCAUCUUAGCGGAGGGAAUGGUGGUGGUGGUGGUGGUGUUUAAGUUGAGUAUAUCUACAUGAUACAGUAUUAAAAAAACGGCGAAAAAUUAAUGUACCUAUACCGGAUCUCUCAUCCGAUUCCGUAAUAAGGCGGUUAUUGAAACUGAGAGAAGAACUUGACUUGAUUGAUGUAAUGAUACGAGAAACAUGAGGAAGAUGAGAAAGGAGACUGCUCAUAAAGGGAAACGAGCUCGUGUAAAUAGCGAGAUGAAGCCGGCGAAGCCGGGCCCUAUGUAGACAGAGGAUGAAUUGUACCGUCACUGAUUUACCUCGUUUUUUGCAACUGUAUCUAAGUG
Messenger RNA from Tricharina praecox, 3283 nucleotides. Its product is annotated as mediator complex, subunit Med16. The record is from RefSeq and is a predicted model, not a curated record. NCBI's taxonomy places the organism in Eukaryota, Fungi, Ascomycota, Pezizomycetes, Pezizales, Pyronemataceae. Gene Ontology annotation, cellular component: mediator complex. Gene Ontology annotation, biological process: positive regulation of DNA-templated transcription. The transcript has 4 exons. The coding region runs from base 308 to 2989 and encodes 893 amino acids.